This is a messenger RNA of Otolemur garnettii (small-eared galago), 4005 nucleotides long. It is a transcript of the gene CERK, whose product is annotated as ceramide kinase. The coding region runs from base 85 to 1698 and encodes 537 amino acids. Gene Ontology annotation, molecular function: kinase activity. The transcript is spliced from 13 exons. NCBI's taxonomy places the organism in Eukaryota, Metazoa, Chordata, Mammalia, Primates, Galagidae. The record is from RefSeq and is a predicted model, not a curated record.
GGCCGACUGCAGGGGCCGCUAACGGUCCCGCGCCCCUCGGCGUCCGCGCGCCCCCCGCCCGGCUGACCAGCCGCGCCGGCGGCCAUGGGGGCGAGGAGGGCGGCGGAGCCGCUGCACUCCGUGCUGUGGGUGAAGCAGCAGCGCUGCGUCGUGAGCCUGGAGCCCGCGCGGGCGCUGCUGCGCUGGUGGCGGAGCCCGGGGCCCGGAGCAGGCGCCCCCGGCGCGGAUGCCUGCUCCGUGCCUGUGGCUGAGAUCAUCACCGUGGAAGAAGUAGACGUUUGUGGGAAGCAUGGCAGUGGCGGCAGGUGGCAGAAAAUGGAGAAGCCGUACGGGUUCACAGUGCAUUGUGUGAAGAGAGCGCAGCGUCACCGCUGGAAGUGGGCACAGGUGACGUUCUGGUGCCUGGAGGAGCAGCUGUGUCACCUGUGGCUGCAGACCCUCAGGGCGAUGCUGGAGACACUGACAUCGAGACCGAAGCACCUGCUGGUGUUCAUCAACCCGUUUGGAGGGAAAGGGAAGGGCAAGCGGAUCUAUGAACAGAAGGUGGCGCCGCUGUUCACGUUGGCCUCCAUCACCACGGAAAUAAUCGUUACUGAACACGCUAAUCAAGCCACGGAGACCUUAUAUGAGAUCAAUUUAGAUAAAUACGACGGCAUCGUCUGUGUCGGCGGGGAUGGUAUGUUCAGCGAGGUGCUGCACGGCCUGGUGGGCAGGACGCAGAGGAGCGCCGGCGUGGACCAGAACCACCCGCGGGCCACGCUGGUGCCCAGCAGCCUCCGCAUCGGCAUCAUCCCCGCGGGGUCCACAGACUGUGUGUGCUACUCCACAGUGGGCACCAAUGACGCCCAGACAUCGGCCCUACACAUCGUGGUCGGAGACUCCCUGCCCUUGGAUGUGUCCUCAGUGCACCACCACGGCUCGCUGCUGCGCUACUCGGUGUCCCUGCUGGGCUACGGCUUCUACGGGGACAUCGUCAGGGACAGUGAGAAGAAGCGCUGGAUGGGGCUCAUCAGAUACGAGUUCUCAGGUUUAAAGACCUUUCUCUCCCAUCACUCCUAUGACGGGACAGUGUCCUUCCUCCCUGCACAACACACAGUGGGGUCUCCGAGGGACGGGAAGCCCUGCCGGGCAGGGUGCUUCAUUUGCCGGCAGAGCAAGCAGCAGCUGGAGGAAGAGCAGAAGAAGGCGCUGUACGGCCUGGAGAGCGCAGAGGAAGUGGAAGAGUGGCAGGUCGUCAGUGGGAAGUUUCUGGCCAUCAACGCCACAAACAUGGUGUGUGCUUGUCACCGGUGCCCCGGAGGCCUCUCCCCAGCUGCCCAUUUGGGAGAUGGGUCUUGUGACCUCAUCCUCAUCCGGAAAUGUUCCAGGUUCAAUUUUCUGAGAUUCCUCUUCAGGCACACCAACCAGUACGACCAGUUUGACUUCUCUUUUGUGGAAGUUUAUCGCGUCAAGAAAUUCCAGUUUUCAUCAAAGCACAUGGAGGAUGAGGACAGUGACCUCAAGGAGCGGGGGAAGAAGCGUUUGGGGCAGCUCUGCGGUGAACACUGCUCCUGCUGCUGCCCCGUGUCCAGCAGCUCGUGGAACUGUGACGGGGAGGUCCUACAGAACACUGCCAUUGAGGUCAGGGUCCACUGUCAGCUGGUUCGCCUCUUUGCACGAGGAAUCGAGGACAAUGCCAAGCAAGAAUCACGCAGCUGAGAAGCCGUCUACCCAUCGUCCACCUCGCGCUUGGGAAGUGUGAAAAUUAUUUAAGAAAUUUACUACAGACCAAUUAUGUUGAUAUAUACAUUUAAAUUUAGAAAUUUAUUUUUGAUAGUUGAAUCUUGAUUUUAGAAAAAAUACUUUUUUGUCAACAAUUCUGUGUACAUAUCUGGCAUUUUAAGUUCUCUGUGCAUCCGUGGGCUGCGUCUCACACAACUACUCAGCAAGGCCUUCCUGUUGAUCGGGGGCACCGGCUUCUUAGAUACUAGCGGUGUCAACAGUGUAGUUCUUAAAAUGGCCUGUUAGUGGCUCUAUUGCAAUAACUUUAGGGACAUCAUAAUAUGAGUGCUUUCCACAGAGGGCACACCAGCUGGGCAUGAGGUAACCCUGGUCUCUCUGACCCACUCUGUAGGGUUCACUCUAGUUUGUUGUGUGUGGCUGAGUUUCGGAACGUCGUGGGUUCUCUCCGCCUUUGUUUGCCUCCACCUUAGUGUGGUUAGGAAAGAGCAGCCUGAUCCUCGGUGUGCCGUGCAACGGCAGUGCAGCGCAGUCCUGCUGUGAGGAUCCUGUGAAGGGGUAUAGUCCCUGUGAAGGGCACCAGGCACCACGGGACGUGACCUCAGGGUCCCCCCAGCCCCAUCACAGUUGUGUCUCUGAGACAACCCAGCGAGGGCAAGGGCCUCUCACCCGCUCUGUGGGCAUGUCAGGGCAGCAGGUGAUGCACUGGCAAGAUUUUGUUAGUUUUAAAAUGUAAGACGGGGCUGCUUUGUGUCCACGCAAAGUGCACCAUGUAGCUGGGCCUGUGGGGGACACGGGAAGCUGCACUCAGCAGGACAGGGCCGUCCCCAGAUGCUGCCAGGAUCACCUCAGUACAUGCAGCCCAGCUCUGUUCUGUUCUUGUCUUCACUGUGAGCUCUAUUUAUUUAUUGAACAUUUUGUCCUUCUAAGCCAGAGUAGUGUCAGUAGUGUCCCCCCCGUCUGUGUUUGUCUCUGAAGCACGACUGGCCUUUCCUUUUCUGCUGUAGCACACGGGCCGCCGUGGCUGAGAGUCCCCAGCUCCUCAGUGCUGUAAUCACACUUGUGGGUGUGACAAGGUACAGGAACAAGCCGCUCAUGCUCAGCUUUGUAAGGAGAGGGCAGGCUGGGUUGCCGCAGAGCGUGGUGCAGACACAGCUCUCAGGCGGGCAUCACACAGGCUCUGUCAGCCAGUCUCACAUUCAACAGUUAGCUCGUAUUUCCGGAAUCCCCUUUGUCGUGAUUUACAUUUUGAACUACAGAUGCAACUCCUCAUUUCACCAGCCCCACACAGGUUGGGCCAAGGGCAGCUUUCGGAGUGUCUUGUUUCUUGUUUCUUGCUGUGGACCAUGUUAUCAAAGACAGCUGUGCUGAUGUUGAAUCAAAGAUUUGGGAUUUUAAAAAGAGGGAACAGGCCUGGGCUGCUUCUACCCUUGUUGGGUCCUGGUUGGGAAGAAAACCAGGUGACCGGACCAGCAGCUCUGAGAGGGGCUGGCGCUGCAUGGUCGCCCAGUGUGGUACCAAGAGGGUGGUUUGCGGGAGGCAGGCUGAGGAGGCUGUGGGCUUCCCUUGGCCUUCCGGAGUUGAGCUGAAGAUUUAGCACAAGGUUUCCCCAAAAGACUCUCCAAGGUCUUCACUGUCCCUGAAAAAGGUUUCCCACACAGUGGCCCUCCCCGAAAUCCACUGCUCCACUGCCAGUUUGGGGAGCUUAGUGCAGGCCAAAGAGCACGUGUUUUGUGUUCCCCGGGAGACGCAGCCAUUGCACAUGGCCAGCCCUCAGACAGCGGCCGUGGUGGUCACCAACCACAUGUGGGCAUUCAGACUCGCCAAUCUGGGACUUUUGUUAGGGUCCCACGAGUGUCCGACACCCUGAAAGUCCCUUGAUCCCUGCACACACGAUGAGGUGGCCGCUCAGACCGUCCUGCGUAGGAGCCCAGACUGACAUCCAUGAAGCCUUCCAGAUGUAGCAACCACAAUGCCUGUACGUUGGGGUUUAAGGGAAGAAACCAGAAGUGGUAGACAGUGAGAACAUAGGACGCUCACAAGGGUUGAUCUAAGUUUCAGCUUCCUCUGCAGCUCGUUGGUGCAGAACAGGUGCCGAUUCUUGGUAAUUCCAAUCUAGAAGCCGGAGCGUGGGUGCCUGCCUCAGGUGGGGGGAAUCGAUCUGUACGACCAUGAGCCUGAGGGGAAGGGUGAUUUUUGAUUUUUGUUCUAAUCUUGCUGGUUCCAAGAUUAGAGAGUGGCAUUAUCUGAUCUGUUUGAGAAGACAAAAAUAAAGUUACUCGGGCA